This is a messenger RNA of Kickxella alabastrina, 459 nucleotides long. RefSeq lists its product as uncharacterized. Gene Ontology annotation, cellular component: nucleus; cytosol. Gene Ontology annotation, biological process: protein deglycation, glyoxal removal; guanine deglycation, glyoxal removal. The record is from RefSeq and is a predicted model, not a curated record. The transcript has 4 exons. The coding region runs from base 1 to 459 and encodes 152 amino acids. Gene Ontology annotation, molecular function: protein deglycase activity. NCBI's taxonomy places the organism in Eukaryota, Fungi, Kickxellomycota, Kickxellomycetes, Kickxellales, Kickxellaceae.
AUGGUCAGCAGCAACACCAACCAGAUAAAGAAGGCUAUUGUGUUUAUCGCCAACGGCACGGAGGAGAUGGAAGCAAUCAUCACCAUGAUGUUCUGCGCCGAGCAAGUAUCCAACCGCAACGUACGAAUUGUACCUGACGCCUACCUGGGCGAUGACUCGGUAAAGAUCAGCACCUACGACGCGGUUAUAAUCCCGGGCGGAGCUGAGGGCGCGGCCACGCUUCCCAGAACGCGCAGCCUGGCCAUUAAAAGCGCGGGGAUCCAGAGCAAAGUGCCGCACCCAAUUUGCUUGACAUCGCACCCCAGUGUCAAGGACCAGUUGAAGAACGACUUUGUAUACAAGGAGGACCGAGUUGUUGUGGACAGUAAUCUGUUUGCGCUUCGCCUUGUUUCACUGCUGGUGGACGAGGACAAGGCCCGCGAGGUUGCCGGGCCGAUGAUGCUGAACUUUGAAAUUUAA